Molecule: messenger RNA, 1441 nt
Organism: Aspergillus uvarum CBS 121591
Lineage: Eukaryota; Fungi; Ascomycota; Eurotiomycetes; Eurotiales; Aspergillaceae
Exons: 1
Coding region: 346-1263 (305 amino acids)
Source: RefSeq, a predicted model, not a curated record
UCUAGUGCUUAUGCGCUGAACACUAACAAGUCACAAAUAUUCACUCAAGGUCGGUAAGCCGGGUGAUGGUAUAAUCUAGGAUUCCAGAGUCUGGCUAGCGCAAAUCCGUAUUCUUCCAAUUUAUAUCGGAGAAAUUCCCCGAUUGUUAAUGUUGUUUUCUCCCCGAUUUCUUGCCUCGGUUCUAGAGGAUCUACCAAAUACUCCGUUCUACACAAAAACAUUUGAUCCUCCCUCUCUCCCACCCUCACUCUUGAAACUCUCACUCUUGAAACUCUCACUCUUGAAACUCUCACUCUUCAACCCCGGAAACACGGUUACUAAAGAGGACACCACUACAGCUAAACAAUGCCCUCCACCAUCACCACCACCGCAUCAAUCCCUCCCCCCAACCCGCUCAAAGCCUUCACCCAACUCUCCCCAUCCGUCUACAUCCACCGUCCAGCCGCCACCAACCUCAAAACCCCAGAGCAAAUCAUAAUCCUCGCCUUCUGGAUGAACGCGCACCCACGCACCCUCACCAAAUAUCUAACGACCUACAUGGACCUCUACCCGACCGCCACGAUCCUGUGCACGCUCUCGACCUCCCUGGAUUUUCUGGUACAUUUCACCGCCCGCACGCAGCACGCGCGCCUGCAACCCGCCGUCGCCGCUCUCCGGGCCGCCGCCGCCGCAACCAACCGGAGCGGCGGCUCCCACCCGCACGUCUACAUCCACAUGUUCUCGAACGGCGGCACCUUCACCGUCGCCAACCUGCUUGAGGCCUACCGGGCCGCCACGGGCCGCCCGCUGGCCGUCGAGGCCAUGCUCUACGACAGCGCCCCGGGCACGUCGACCUUCCGCGGCGGCAUGCGCGCGCUGGCCGUCGGGUUGCCCGGUAACCCGGUGCUGCGGGUGCUGGGGACGCUGGUGCUCGCGGGGAUCAUGGGGUGGUCCAUGUUGCUGGCGAUGGUGUGGCCGCGCGCUGAUGGAGUGAUGGUCGGGCGGCGGGGAACGCUGGAUGCGGGGUUGGUGGUGCGGGGGCGAGGAGGAAUUGGGGCAUCCCGCACGGCGGAGGCGGAGGCCGCGCCGAGGAGGUGCUAUUUGUACUCCGAGGGGGAUCGAGUGGUCGAUGCGAGGGAUGUGGAGAGGCAUGCUGAGGAGGUUGCGAGGCGCGGGUGGGAGGUCGAGAGGGUCAAGUUUGAUGGGUCGGCGCAUGUGUCGCAUAUGAGGACUGAUCCGGAGAGGUACUGGGGGGUCGUGAGGAGGUAUUUGGGCGGGGUUUAGGGAUAAGGGGUCAUACUCCGGGUGUAGUGGCUUGCUGAUGAUAGUGCCUUUGAAGGCGAAUGAGUGGGAUGCUAAUCUAUAUAUGCGUGUGUGUGUGUGUGUAUAGAUACUUUUUAGUCAAAACUGUUCUUUUCAAAUUCGACCGCAUCGCCGAGCGCUAUGCAUGCAAACGUUAUGU